Molecule: messenger RNA, 4911 nt
Organism: Esox lucius (northern pike)
Lineage: Eukaryota; Metazoa; Chordata; Actinopteri; Esociformes; Esocidae
Gene: pth1r
Product: parathyroid hormone 1 receptor
Exons: 14
Coding region: 1221-2855 (544 amino acids)
Biological process (GO): cell surface receptor signaling pathway; intracellular calcium ion homeostasis; adenylate cyclase-activating G protein-coupled receptor signaling pathway
Cellular component (GO): plasma membrane
Molecular function (GO): G protein-coupled peptide receptor activity; peptide hormone binding; parathyroid hormone receptor activity
Source: RefSeq, a predicted model, not a curated record
UCGUCCACAUCUGGAGCCGUGAUAAUAUUAGGGAUACCCCUUUAACUUGAUGAUUUACUUUGAAAGGAGGCUACCUUUUUAGAUUUGGGUGGUUCUGAAAUAGCUGAAAUGCAUCAGAGUGUUUUCUCGCAAAUAGCGUAAGUGUGAUCUUGAUAGCCUAGUUGGCGUUUUCCUUGGACUGUCUAGUCUACUUUACCAUGCGUAAACAGAACAGCGUUACGUUUAGGGAUUUGAUUAAUCCACAUAGGAUAGAACUAUUACACUUUUUAUAAUUCGAUUAUUUAAGAGACGGCAAUGCAUGGUUUAAUCCGAAAGUAUUAUCUGGGGAUGGGGGGGGGGGGCAGCCUUAACGAAACUAUAAUGUAUAUUUCGCCAUAGCAAUUCUGAUAUCAAAACAGUUAAUUAUAUAUUUUAAGUGAAAAUAUAUUAGUUAUUAGCACACGUGUUCUGCGAAAUUUUUAUAUUAUUCAGUUGUUAUUCACUUGAUCGAGGACCUGAAAGACCAUGCGUUUUGUUAGUUAUGUUAAUAAACGUCAGUCACUUGUUAAUAGGCUAAAUAUUUUCCGUAUGAUUUUGUCCCCUUAUCAAUUAACAUUUGGAAGGCGUUCUUGGGAAGGAAAGUUUGGGAUAUGGCAUAAAGGCUCACAGCCCCAUACUGAAGUGUUUAAGUUAGUCUGAAGGGAAAUUUAAAAGACCUAAAAAUACAGCGCUCAAGCCCUGGGUUCUUCUCCACAAAGAAUCAUUUGAACUUCCCACCGCAGAACGAGAGCGACAUAAAUAGUUCUGACAUGUGGAUGUAAUUUCAGAAGAAAAAAAAAACAAAAAAAAAAACAGGCAGAUGCAGCGAAAUAAAGUGAGUGGGCUCAUUUUGAACGAGUUGUAGAUUUAAAAAGUGGGAGGGAAAGCUAUGAGAUAGUUAUGAUUUUACAAGCCACUGACAAGACCAUAUGAGAGGACAUACGUAAUGAAAAGCACUCGUUUCUUUAAGACAUUAGAAAGUAGACUAAAUCGUUUAAACUGAAUCAAUCAACAUCUAUUAAAAAAAAUCCCCUGAAACGAUUUUGGAGAUUCGGCAUAGCGGGACUUGUCUCAGGGAUGGGAGCCAGUCUAGUGUUCCACAGUUUGGGGUUUCUUCUCUUCAGCUCGGUCAUAAAUAACGUCUUUCUGAUGGAUAGCAUUCCCCUUCCCGUGGUGUUGGGAGGGGCUUCAAUGAGAAGAGGAUGCAUCAACACCCUGGGAAUAUGUUUUUGGUGCACCUAUUUGUGAUGAUUAAGUGCAUCAUCUUCAUGCUUGAUAAGGUGGAGGCAGAUGAUGUGCUCACCAAAGAAGAACAGAUUGGCCUCAUGUUCAGAGCCAAACACUUGUGUGAGAUAGCCAUCAAGAACAAACACAAGCCUAGUGAUGGUUACUGCUCCCCAGAGUGGGAUGGCCUUGUUUGUUGGCCUGAGGGAUCUCCUGGGAAGCUGGUGUCCACUGCCUGUCCAGAGUACAUCUAUGACUUCAACCAUAGGGGACGAGCCUAUCGUCGUUGUGACGUCAAUGGAUCGUGGGAACUGACCACCAACAAAACAUGGGCCAACUACAGCGAGUGUGCAGAAUUCCUGUCAGCCUAUAACCCAAACAAUGACAAGUCUCAACAGGAAGUAUUUCACCGUCUGUACCUUAUCUACACAGUGGGCUACUCCAUCUCUCUGGGGUCACUGAUGGUGGCUGUGGUCAUACUGGGUUAUUUCCGGCGGUUGCAUUGCACCAGGAACUACAUCCAUAUGCACCUGUUUGUGUCCUUCAUGCUACGAGGCAUCAGCAUCUUUGUAAAGGAUGUGGUGCUAUACUCUGGCUCUGCCCUGGAGGACAUGGAAAAAGUCAGUGUGGAAGAUCUUAAAUCCAUCACCGAGGCUCCUCCAGCUAACAAAACACAGUUUGUUGGUUGCAAGGUGGCAGUAACCUUGUUCCUGUAUUUACUGGCCACCAACUACUACUGGAUUCUGGUAGAGGGUCUGUACCUCCACAGCCUCAUCUUCAUGACCUUCUUCUCAGACAGGAAGUACCUCUGGGGAUUCACUUUGAUUGGAUGGGGGGUCCCAGCUAUGUUUGUGACAGCGUGGGCGAUUGUGAGAGCUACCUUGGCAGACACAGAGUGUUGGGACCUAAGCGCAGGCAAUCUGAAGUGGAUCUAUCAAGUGCCAAUUCUAACAGCAAUAUUGGUGAAUUUUAUGCUGUUCCUGAAUAUAAUCCGAGUUCUGGCCACUAAACUUCGAGAAACAAAUGCUGGCAGAUGUGACACAAGACAGCAGUACAGAAAACUGUUGAAGUCUACACUGGUCCUGAUGCCACUGUUUGGCGUUCACUACAUAGUGUUUAUGGCCAUGCCUUAUACUGAGGUGACUGGAGUCCCAUGGCAGAUACAGAUGCACUAUGAGAUGCUUUUCAAUUCAUUCCAGGGAUUCUUUGUGGCAAUUAUAUAUUGUUUCUGCAAUGGCGAGGUCCAAGCAGAAAUAAAGAAAUCCUGGAGCAGGAGGACACUAGCGCUGGACUUUAAACGUAAAGCCCGUAGUGGCAGUAACACGUAUAGUUAUGGACCUAUGGUGUCUCACACCAGUGUAACUAAUGUCACUGCACGGGGGCCGCUGGCCCCCCAUCUCACCACACGCCUUGGGGCCCCCAUCACAGUCAACGGGCACCGGAACCUGCCAGGGUAUGUGAAGAACGGUUCCGUUUCCGAGCACUCUGUUCCUUCUUCUGGACAGGAGUUACACAUUCCAGAGGAGGAGCAGCCACCCAUAAACCCACCACCACCAUCUUUGGAGGAGAAACCCUCGCCUCUGGUAGAGGAAGAGCGGGAAACCGUUAUGUGACAAUCAUGUCAUGUGACCUUCAUGCAGCCAAUAGUCUCCACUCUGCAGGAAUGGAACACAGAACCGACCAGUCAAUAUUCUCAGGAUGUUAUGCAGUAGAAGGAUGGCUGCCUUUUGUUAACACUGACAGUUUUCUCCUGUGAAUCGAGCCAGGAUUGUAUUGGGGGAUAAGGACUGGAGAACAAAAGCUCAAGAUUAAAAGGGAACCUCAUUUUUUGGGGUGAUCCACCAACAUGUUGUACUGUAGCAAAUACCAGUGCUCUUUCUGAAGACUAUUUCCACCCGCCACAUGGACAAGCAGACUCAUAUUUGUUUACUAUUAUUUUAACUUCAAUGAGUUGAAGCAGGUACCUUUUAUUGAUGAAAACCAACUUGUAGCUUCUAUGUAACCUUUUUCACAUUCUAAAACUAUGAUGAAACUGAAUGGUUUGAGGGUAGACAAUAGGCUACUGUGUCUGAUUGAAACUUACAGCAUUAGUGGUCACAGGUCCUGUAUUUGAAGGUACUCAUUCUCUCAGGAGCAUGUUGGCUUUUGUUAGUGUAGCGAAUGGCUAAGGGCUAGAUUCAAACUGUAUUGCUGAAGCACUAUGGUUUGCGCAUUAUAAGGGUAAGGCUUUGAUUGAGCCAAAGUUUUGGUCCAGUAUUGGGGAAACAGAUUAAUCCUAGUUCUGGAUUGAUAGAUCAAGAAAUAGAUCAGUGGAAUCUCCAUUGAACUUGAUUUUCAAGUCCUGGGGUAGGUUUAAAAUGUUUCCCCAAAACCUGCCCUUGCAGUGGUUACUGUGAAUGCAGUCUAUGCUAACACAGGAAUAUUGUCUUUACAUUUCAAUCAUGCUGUACCACUCAUGCGCUUUGGAUUGAAUCCAGCCCUAACUAAGCAUACAGCUUACUAGCUCACAUCUGCUACUCCUGGUGAUAUGUUCUAGAUUUCUCCGCAUUUCAUUUGGUUUGGAAUAUGGAUGUAAAUUCAGAUAACCUAAUACGCUUUGAUGUAACAGGUAAUAAAACUCAGGUACUGCUAAUCUGUAGUUUCUAGUUCUGAUUUAUAGAGAAAGGCCCAUAGGAAGAUUUUCCCCCAUAAUUAUAAACUAUUUGUACAGUUUAUUUUUUUGUUAUUUAAUAGACUUUCCUAACAAUCAUAUUUAAAAGAGACUAUGCUAAUAUUCAUAUUAUAUUGUCUAUGGUGUGUUUCCAUGAUGUGUAGAUUAUGACAUUAUUCAAUUAGAAUAUUAUGUUCCAUAAUAAUGCCAACAAAGUAACUGAAAAAUACUUUACGUUUUGGGAGCAAUGGAAAAACAGCUUUUUCAUAAUUGAAGCAAACUACUUAAACUUUCAGAAGGAGGCCCCCUUUCCAAAACUCAGGGUGCCGGAAAGUAACAUUUUUCUCAAUGGAAUGUUAAUUAAGGAGGAAUUCCAAGGCAUUCUCAAAUUCCACAGGGGAAUUCUAAGGGAGACUUGUAAAGGAGAUGGUAUGAAGGAAGACCAGUACUGAAUAGCACACAGCUGUUAUGUUUUACAGUAUAUGGUCCAGUGUUAUGCUGCUCUUUUUGUAUACAUUAUGUAUGCAUUUGCAUAGAAGUACAAUGUUUACAUUGAUUACAAAAUCCAUUCUAGGUGUGAGCUAAAAAAGCAUUGAGCGUCAUGGAAAUGUAUUCUAACUACAAUGAGAUAUUUGUACAGACUGUUAAAAAUGUCAGAUAUGGGGAAAAAAAAUAUAUAUUGUGUAUAGUCUUAAGUAGAUAGAAACUGAAGAAUAUACUGUAUGAGGGAUCUAUCAAGACCAUUAAUGUAAUAUGUUAGUAGAAUGACAGAACAUUAGACUGUUAUUUAUAUAUAGUUUCAUGAUGUCAGUGUGCCAGUUUGAUUUGGUAAAAAGGAUCCAAGAACUAAAUGGCAAUCCUGCCCUACAGUUUCCUCUUCCAUCACUGUAUAUCCAUAUGUAUAGUCAAGUAAUGUGUGCAAAAAUACUUCUACCUACACUUCAAAUAACCCUUUACUAGUUCCUUUAUACAGCAGUUCAUUUUCCAGACAGUGUUUUAUGAAUGAAGGGUUAACACAA